ACAGUUACAGCAACCCGCCCUCCGCUGCCUGCAGCCCGCUCUGCUCCCUCCCCAAUCAGUCAAUCACAUUAGGGUGGCCAAUACAUAAAACAUAUAAACCCACAAAAUACAGCGCCUUCAAUUUCUCCGCUCAAAAUCAAUGCCCAAUUCACAUGUACACAUACAUAGAUUGUUAAAGACCUGAUAAUUACACCCCCACACACCUUCAAUCCACAUUUCUCUGACGCCGUUGUAUCGAACCAUCAAUUCUGUGAUGGACCCGCUGACGCUUCUCCGGGAGUACACAAUUCGGAACGUCCUCGACAAGAUCGUGCGGGUUAAUGACGAGUACCGAUUCGGCACCGAUUACUCCUUUCCGGCUGCAAUCGAGACUGCAUACCGCUCCAAGCACGGCUCGCGUUAUACGCUUGAAACCCUGAUCUACUUCAUCACCAACUACCACCUGAAGCAUGUAGAUUACAUGCAGAAUGCACGCGCCCUCAGGAUCCCUCCUGUCACGCUUCCCGACCGGAAAGCCCUCCUUGAUUACCUUACCGGAAAAAUUAAGUCUUCUGACUCCAUCCUCCCCCUCGAUUUCCCGAAUAUUCCCCACGUCGCUCCUGCUAAUGUAGAUCGUAAUCUGGAACUUGAUGGGAAUGAAUUUCCUACACUGGAUGGUUUAGUGAAUGAGAAGAAGUCGAUAGAACUAAUUAUGGCCAGGGAGAAGCCUAUCAAAGACAGGCAGGGCAUGUUGGUUUCUAAGGGCCGGGAUUUUUAUAGCGUUUUGACUUCUGCAAUGAAACGGGAUGAAGAAAGGCAAAGAAUGGAGGCGUUGCAGAGGAAGGAUAAUAUUGUUGCAAAGAAUAGAAUUGAGAGCAGGGGGAUGGGAUUAGGAGAAGAGACCACAAAGAUGCGGAAGAUUGGGGAAGGGGUGCCAAUUAUUCUGGUUCCCAGUGCAUUCUCCACUUUGAUCACAAUAUAUAAUGUGAAAGAGUUUUUGGAGGAUGGGGUGUUUAUACCCACGGAUGUGAAGGUGAAGCAGGUAAAGGGAGGGAAGCCUGAUUGCGUGACAGUGCAGAAGAAGUUUAGUAGGGAUCGGGUGGUGACAGCAUACGAAGUGAGGGAUAAGCCAUCCGUGCUGAAGAGCGAGGAUUGGGAUCGUGUGGUCGCAGUUUUUGUUCUCGGAAAGGAGUGGCAGUUCAAGGACUGGCCUUUUAAGGACCAUGUCGAGAUCUUUAAUAAGAUUCUUGGGUUUUACAUGCGUUUCGAGGAUGACAGCGUGGAAUCAGCAAAAAAUGUGAAGCAGUGGAAUGUUAAGAUCAUUUCGAUUAGUAAAAACAAACGGCACCAAGACAGAGCUGCAGCACUUGAGGUGUGGGAUAAACUUGAAGAAUUCAUGCGGUCUCGAUCUCGUUGAGGUGCAGGGGUUGAUUGUACCCUUGUGUAAUGUGGUCAUUGUUCCAACUGGGGGUCAAGAAGCUAUGUGAUAUUUACUAUGUAUUAUAUGCAGAGAGUUAGUUUUGCGUGUUGAACCAUAUUUUCAUAGUCUCCCAGAUCAUGGUAAUACAGUUUCCUAGAACUCUUUCAGUUAUCAUGUUGACUUGCUUCAUGUACAAACAUGUCUUAGAUGAAUGGGAAGUGCUCAACUUCUUUUGUGUAAUUUUGAAGUUUUUCUGGGAAAUAUUUAUUAUUUUUGUA
Molecule: messenger RNA, 1677 nt
Organism: Olea europaea var. sylvestris
Lineage: Eukaryota; Viridiplantae; Streptophyta; Magnoliopsida; Lamiales; Oleaceae
Product: protein CDC73 homolog
Exons: 4
Coding region: 254-1396 (380 amino acids)
Biological process (GO): positive regulation of transcription elongation by RNA polymerase II; transcription elongation by RNA polymerase II
Cellular component (GO): Cdc73/Paf1 complex
Molecular function (GO): RNA polymerase II complex binding
Source: RefSeq, a predicted model, not a curated record